CUGAAAAUGAUAGAGGAUUGUCCAGCUUUAUGUACUUGUUAUGUAUUACUACUUAAAAAUUAUAAUUGCUUGCAAUUUUUCCAGAAUUAGGAAUGGUUGAGAAGUUGUCCAAAGGCAAUCAGAUGGAUCCUGGCCGGAAAUAUAAUCAUUUGAAGUAUCCUAAUGAUACUACAAGUCACAUGCAUGUUUUGUCGAAAAGCAACCACAUGUGGAAUUAAUCAGGCAAAACAACAUUUGAUUGGGAACUUUAGGAAUGCAGCAAAGUGUGCAAUAUGCCCAAAGGAGAUUAGAGAGGAAUUGAAAAAUUACACGGAGGAGAAAAAAAUAAGAAAGGAAGUCUAUACUAACGAAUUUUUUGGACUUGAUGAGUUUGAUUAUCAAGAUGAUGUUGGUAGAGCAGAUAAAGUCCACGAGAUCAUUCAAAAAGACACGGAUUGGAGGAAGCUUUCCUAGUGGCUCUAAUAAGAUAUUGGCCAAAGGAAAUGGACUCAUGGAUGUGUUUUUACAAAAGCAUGGAACACUUGAGGUAAACAAAUAUCAAAGAUUCAUGUGAUAAAGAAGCAAGAGCAAUGACAAUUCAAAAAGUUGCUCGCUUCUUUUACUAUAAUGGGAUCCCGUUCAGUGUUGCUCGCUCAAAAAGUUUCAAGGAAGCAGUUGAGGCUAUAGGAAGGUAUGGUCCAAACUUGAAGCCUCCAAGCUAUCACGAAUUAAGGGUUCCGUUACUUAGGAAGGAGGUGAGUUAACCAAUAAGAUUAUAAACAAACAUAGAGAAGAAUGACUGAAAUAUGGAUGUUGCAUUAUGGCGGAUGGAUGGUCAGAUAGAAAACAAAGAACUUUGAUAAGCUUUUUGGUGAAUUCUCCGCAUGGGCCCAUGUUUAUGGAGUUGAUAUAUGCUUCCUCAUUUGUUAUGCCCGGAGAGAAACUAUGUGAAUUGCUUGAUAGAUACAUGGAAAGCAUAAUGUGGUUCAAGUUAUAAGUGAUAAUGGUAGCAACUUUGUGUUGGCUGAGAAAAAGAAGACACAUAUACUGGACGCCAUGUGCAGCCCAAUGUAUAGAUCUUAUGUUGGAAGAUAGGAAACUUCCAAAUAUUAAGAAGACCCUUCAAAGACCAAUUGCCGUUGUUGGUUUCAUUUAUGGGCAUUCAAGAGUCUUAAAUAUGAUGAGAGAUUUCACAAAAAAUAAAGAGUUGGUGAAAUGUGAGAUUACUCGAUUUGCAACGAGUUUUCUGACUUUGUAACAGUUGCAUUGUCAAAAAACUAAUUUGCAAGCAAUGUUAAAAUCUAACAAAUGGGUGAUUAGUAGAUGGUCUAAGUUACCAAAGGGAAAAAGUGUAGCUCAUACCGUCUUGAUGACAACAUUUUGGAACGAGAUUGUGUAUAUUUUGAAACAAUGGGGCCUCUUGUUAAAGUGUUGCAAUUAGCAGAUAAUGAGGAAAAGCUUACAAUGAAGUACAUUCAUGGAUAGAGUUAAGGAGGCUAUUACAUUCUGGAAUCAGGUUGUGUAUAUUUUGAAAAUAAUGGGGCCUCUUGAUAAAGUGUCACGAUUAGCUAAUAAUUGGAAAAAACCUGCAAUGGGGUACAUUUGUGAAGCCAUAGAAUAAAGUUAAGGAGGGCAUUUGAAGGGAAUAUUGCAAAGUAUAAAGAUAUCUUUACGAUUAUUGACUAAAGAUGGCAAUGCCAAUUGCAUCAUCCAAUACAUGCAGCUGGACAUUAUCUAUAAAACUAGAGUACUUCUAUCAAAAUUCAGCUAUUGAAAAUUGUAGAGAAGUAACAUAUGGGUUGUAUGCUUGUAUUGAAAAAUUGGUUCCAAGCGCUGAAGUACAAAACAAAAUUAUAUCUGAGAUACCACUGUAGACUAAGGCUGAACAACAAUUUGGCCUUCCGAUUGCAAAAAGAUCUAGAACGACAAGAUCUCCUGCUUCUCUCUAUCAGAGACGAUCUUUUCGAUACCUUCAGGAAGAGGCAAAAGGGUGCAAUGGAACCUGAAGAGGUGCAGUUAACUGCUGACUCUUUACACAGAAUGUUGCGAGCUUUUACUGAGCAGUCAAAGGGGGAGAAGCCUCUGCAAAAUGCAACAGAUCAGAAAAUGCUUGAAAUAGUAAUGGCAAGGUAUGAAAAGGAACUGAUGCAUCCAAUUCAAAAUCUCUUCUCGGGGGAGCUUCUGUUCCAACUAGUAUUACAGGUCCAGAAGCUGAAGCUUGAUAUUGAGGAGGCUAUGCUGGAGCUAGAUCAAAUUCUUAGGGCAAAUGAAAUCAACUUUGCUAUUUUAGCUGCUUUGCCUGCUUUCUUCCUCUCCCUUUUUUUUUUCAUGGUGAUGCGUGCUUGGAUUAAACAGGAUACGAGAGCAGAAGGCAGAGGAAGGGUUGCACGAAUUCAACGACGACUGUUAAUCGUUGAAGUAGAAAGAAAGAUUAUGCAAUCGGAAAGAUGCAAACAUCAAGGACAAGAAAAAGAUGCACAAUGCAUGUAUGGGUUGGCGUUAUAUAAUCUUGAUCGCUUAUACUGUGCUGUGGAAGGCCAUGCAAGGUCAACCGGUGAAUGGAUAAGUUUGAGGCAGGAUAUUAUUGACUUAGCGAAGCCAGAUACUCAAACUGCACAUAAACUCAAGAUCACCUCACGCAUGGAGCGGGUGUAUGACUGCUUGCUUUCUCUACCAAAAAGUUGGUAGUUCAGAUAAUCUUCAAAUUUGCUGUUUAUUGGAACAUAUUUAAGAACCGAUUUUUUGGUGAUAUUUUAUCCAAUGCUCGGUGUUUGCUGCUUUAGUUGCAAUGUCCACCAAUUUUGAAAUUGUACAGCUGAAUAUAGAAAUCCUGCUACCACUCCCUACCGAGGACAUUUUGGUUUCUCCUGACUUUUCAUUUGAUAUUACUUGUAAAAGCACAGAGGAUUUUUCAGUGGCGGACACUGAAAUGGGAUUAAAGACCAGCUGCUCCGAAAAAUGUUACCGCAUGGUGGCUGAGUUACUGUAUUUA
Molecule: messenger RNA, 2971 nt
Organism: Nicotiana tabacum (common tobacco)
Lineage: Eukaryota; Viridiplantae; Streptophyta; Magnoliopsida; Solanales; Solanaceae
Product: protein DGS1, mitochondrial-like
Cellular component (GO): mitochondrial outer membrane
Source: RefSeq, a predicted model, not a curated record